UAAAGUAAUUGUUAUUUUAUUAUAACCAACCAUGAGUGGAAGAGGUAAAACCGGUGGUAAGGCGAGAGCGAAGGCCAAGAGUCGCUCAUCCAGAGCAGUGCUGCAGUUCCCCGUCGGUUGUGUUCACAGGCUUCUCCACAAAGGUAACUACGCACAGCGCAUCGGUGCCGGAGCUCCCGUUUAUCUGGCGGCUGUACUCGAGUAUCUUACCGCAGAGAUCCUGGAGUUGGCUGGAAACGCCGCCAGAGACAACAAGACCCGCAUCAUUCCCCGUCACCUGCAGCUGGCGGUGCGCAAUGAUGAGGAGCUGAACAAACGCCUGGGCCGAGUGACCAUCGCUCAGGGCGGCGUGCUGCCCAACAUCCAGGCCGUGCUGCUGCUACAAACACCACCGCGGAGAGAAAUAAAUAUAAAGAUUUAUGAUUCUGGUGAUCUGAAACCAAAGCCUGAACUCACGUCAGAUGCUGCAGGAGCUGCACUGACAGGAAACACAGUGACUUUGUCCUUUAAACUCAUUUGA
Molecule: messenger RNA, 520 nt
Organism: Sinocyclocheilus anshuiensis
Lineage: Eukaryota; Metazoa; Chordata; Actinopteri; Cypriniformes; Cyprinidae
Product: histone H2A-like
Exons: 2
Coding region: 32-520 (162 amino acids)
Cellular component (GO): nucleosome
Molecular function (GO): structural constituent of chromatin; protein heterodimerization activity; DNA binding
Source: RefSeq, a predicted model, not a curated record